GUAUGCGGAGGUUUACGCGGCUGCGAAGUCGAGGUAUAAUAAUAAUGUGUUGCGGGACCGUAGGUAUACGGGAUUUUCUGGAAUUUCCCGCGAAGGCUGCGCGCAAUUUAAUGGUAGGCGUGGUGCUGCGAACUUCCAAAGCGCCGCCAAAGCGAAGAACAAGCUACCAUGCACGAAUUCGGCGACAGAGAAAGGGACCAUGAAUCACUACUACCGCCCGCAAAGAGAACAAAGAUCGGCGGCAACUCCGCCCGGAUCGCAGCGGAAGAAACUGAGACCACGCGCGAACGAAAGACGAGGCGAACUACGAUGCCCGAGUUUCGAGCCGAGACCUUAGACGACUUCUACAAGCCAUGCCCUAACUACAGGCUUCCAGCAGAGCUAGGGGCCUUCUCCUUCGACGACAAAGGCGUCUUUCAGCACGACAGGUCCCAAUUGCGGUACUACAACCCUCCCAAUCAGCCCUCCCGCCUCUCCAUGGACCUCAAAGUCGGCUACGACGGUUAUGUGCCGAAGGAAAAAAGCGGUUCACCGGAUCUGGGGCCCAUUCUGCGGUGGAUCAGCCUCAACGGGCACUGUUUCAGGCCUCGAAACGAGCCGCUAUCGCCCAAUAACGGGACCAGCGCAGGCCGGGCGUCGGCUGCUGGGGAAACUGCGGUGCCUACUAGGCUCAACGAAACAAGACCCGACAAUCUACUCACCAACUUCGUAGUCUGGAGGGGGAUGCUCUGCAAGAUGCUGUGCAGUCUCUACAACCAAACGGAGCCCUGGAAGGUUGCCGCCACCCUCUACAACGGGACGGUCUACCUCCAGGAGAUCGAGACGGAAGAGAAGAGACGCCAGGAGGCCAUCAUGCCUCCACAGCAGAGAGCCACCUGCUAUUGGGGACUCAAGUUUGAGGACUACGUCACCAGCAGAGAUCCUCCUGCGAAGGUGGGUCCACAGAGUCCGACUGUGCCGCAGCAGCUGGCUCCGGGCACCGUAAACCCACACAGAGCCUUCAGCUCCGUCGUGAGGACGAGAAUGAACAGCCACUCCAUCGUGAUGGUAGGAGAGGUGGACUGCUGUGAACACAACUCCAAAGAGAAGUCUCCCCAGAGCUACGUUGAGCUCAAGACAAGUCGGAUCAUUCUCACUGACAGAAACAAGGCCAGUUUUAGAAGGCACAAGCUGAUGAAGUGGUGGGCACAGUCUUUCCUGAUCGGAGUGCCUAAGCUAGUCUGUGGUUUUAGAAACGACGAUGGAAUCAUAAAAUCCUUGCAGUCUUUCAGAAUCUCAGACAUACCCAAGGAAACACAGGUUGAUUUGACGAUGUGGCAGCCUUCAGUUUGUCUCAACUUUUUGGAUGAAUUACUGGUAUGGAUCAGAAAGACUGUCAUAAUUGAUAAUCCUAAGGUGGUAUAUUUGCUGGAAUGGAAUACUCCGUACACACGGGUCACGUGUGAAGAGCUGUCACCUAACAGCGAGUACGUCAUCCUCCCUGACUGGUAUCUUCGGAAGAAAUCUCCACCACCCUACGUGCCCUCCUAACGACAUACACUACUGGUCUUCUCACUCUGCAUCAUGACUCUAUAUUAUCAUCAGGCUCAACUGCUGCUGCCCUAUCAUGCUACUAUAUAACAGUGGAUAUUUCUAGCCCCAGCCUCCAUCUUAUUCAUGUCUCCCCACACUUUUCAUGCUCCACUUCAGUCUAUUCCAUGAGUAUUGUAAAUUGCUGACCUUUCCCUAUCUCUAUGAUGCCAUUUCUAUUAUGAAUCCUCCAUAAUUGGUACAAAUGCAACACAUUGGCAAGAGAACAUGAGCAGACUAUGGCCUUUGGAUGAUGCUCGUGAUUUUUGCAUAUGUGUAAUUCUGUGUGUGAAAAGGGAUAAAAAUCGAUUCAGACACUGGUUACAAAAAUUCUGCAAUGUCUAGUUCUCCAUGCCUGUGAAAGAUCCUGCACCCAUACCAUAGAAGAAAAUCCGUUUAGUUUUUCGUUUGUCAUGUUUCAAGUGUCGAGAAUGAUGUUCCUUGCUUUGAGAAUGGUGCUUCUUUUUCCGUCUGUCCGCUGGUUCAGCAGCUUUUCUCCACCAAGCACCAGGUGAUGAGGACUUUCUACUCCUCUCAGUUGUCAAUGUCACGUCAAUUUCAUUUGCUUCUUCAUUUUCUUCGUCACCGCUCGAUGAGGAUUGUUCCGAGUUACAGCUACUGUCAUCAUCAUCAGUGGAUGUACUAUCAUAUUCCACUGUAUCUCUAUUACCAUCACUAGUCUGUUGCUCCGAGCUUCCAGAUAUAGAAUCGAUAUCUGUCUCAGCUGUAGGUGUUGCACUGGCCUCAGCUGCUGCCAAUUUCUCGAGCUCUGGCUCUUGAGGUGUGGGCAUUUCUUCUGUCGUGGUUGAAACACACUCGCUGUGAGCUGGACCAUCACUUGACUGCUCUGCCCCGAGGUUAUCGUCUUCUUCUGAUGGUUUACGUGACGUCGAGGGCCCACAUGAUUU
Messenger RNA from Geodia barretti, 2477 nucleotides. The record is from the annotation of a GenBank genome assembly. Lineage: Eukaryota; Metazoa; Porifera; Demospongiae; Tetractinellida; Geodiidae.